AUGCGAGAUUUUAAAUUACCCAUCGAGAAUGAAAAAACAUUAAUUGAGAAAAAGACUGACGUAGCAAUAUACCGAGAAAUAAAUAUUGACCGGUUGAGAAAGAGAAAUCACUAUGCGGAUUUAUCGACUGCUAUUUCUGAGCCGGUGAGCAACAGCUAGGCAGCGGAAUGUAUUUUGGCGGGAAAUUCCCUCAUCCUUGAGGCGUCCUCGCAGCAAUCAGAACAGCAACUGCGUCAACUUCCUGAGGAAGUACGAGUAUUAUCAAAACAAAUGACAGCCAACUCAAUCAAAUAUUACUGCUGAAGUAUCUCGUGUUUCUGGACGCUCGCAUAGUAGACAACGUAAUCCAAGCUCGAGCCUCCAUCACUAUGCAAGUUCUGCAAGUUCCUCGCACCUAUGACAAACAUGAGACAAAUCGGUACUUCAGAUCGCAAGAGAAAAAGAAAACACUCCAUUCUUGGUGAUUUAAUAAUAUUUACUGGCCCAACAGUCAAUGUUGUACCACAACAGGGAAAGAGGGUGACAUUGAGUGAGCACGGCCAUGUUCCUAAUGCAUGUCAAUUUUUUAAAGUCAUCGUCAUGGAGGCGUUUGAAGAAACCAUUCCUCGCCUUGUAGACAUAGAAGUCCUUAUGUCAGUCCAUAUGUCAGUCCAUAAUAAGCUCGUUAAGCCAUCACUUACACCAGGUCAGAAAGGUAUUAUUGGGGUUCUUUUACAAAAUCGCUUUUUCAAAAACAAGUUUGUGUAUGUAAGGCCAAGUAAAGUGGUACGAUUUGCAGUAACUCGACUUGAUUUCUUGUGCAAAUGAUUGCAAAAUUUAAGUUAUCAAUGCGUAAUAAUGAGUAAUUAAGACAACCAUUCGAAUCAUGCCCAAUACUGCACCUCCCGUGUAUAAUUUGGCUUGAUAAAGAAGGGCUGGAAAUACUUAUAUUGAAUCAGGACAAUGGAAACAAAUUUCCAAAAUCAAACAAUGAAUUGGCUUAUAAGUAAAUUGAUAAUGCCUCUAAAAAAUCCAUACAUGUACUGUUUCUUGUAAAUUUAUUUGUCUUUAGUUUAGUUCUGUUUGUUAAUUUUGAAGGAUAUUGACACUAAAGAUGAUCCAGAAUUUGAAUUUGAUGAUGAUGAUACCUUGCUAGCAGCAAUGUUACCAGAUCCGGUGACAAAACUUACAGGCAAUCCCUCCUGUGCUCCUGUGCUGGUUUAA
This is a messenger RNA of Pocillopora meandrina, 1203 nucleotides long. The record is from the annotation of a GenBank genome assembly. NCBI's taxonomy places the organism in Eukaryota, Metazoa, Cnidaria, Anthozoa, Scleractinia, Pocilloporidae.